AGUAAAGCGAUAGCGCAGUCAGUGUCUCCUGGAUGCACGGGCCAUGGAUAAAGUUACGGCGGGAUAAAGACAGAUAAUGGAAGGCGCACUGGGGAAAAUUGUCGCUAGAUCUAAAAGUCAACCCAGACGGUGGUGGUUUGCUUUCGGCGUUGUUGUCUUGUUUUUCGAGAGGCGCCAAGUACAAAAGCGAUACCAGUGCUGUUUGCUCCACCCGAUGCCCCAACGCUGCAGAAUGGGCCAGAUAGGUUUGUGAAAUCCGAACAAAAAAGGAAACUACAUUUUCACGACGUUUUGCCUGUUUGCCCCUGAAAUAGCUAAAACUGGUGUCAGAAAACAGUCCCGCAGUACUGUGAAAGCAACCGCGAAGUCCGCACCAAUUGCUUCUAAGGAAAUCUAAACAGACCCAUUGUAAUCAAACUUUACAUCUUCUUUUCAUAAUGGUAACAAUAACAAACUUUUUCAAAAAACAUUUCAGCAGGCAUUUAACAAACAGGCAAUGUGACAAAUAUAGGUAUGUAAUUUGAAAUCGGAGACGAAGCCCGAGGUGAUUAAAAUGUUUGAAGCAGGGCAAAAGAAAAAGAAGAAAAAGGAAAAAAAAAACAGAAAGAAAGAAAAAUAUAUAUGUUUACAAAUUCCUUUCUAAGUGCUAUAUAAAUUGUUAAGGUCAUCAGGGUAUUUGUGAUUAAAGGUUUUGAGUUGAGUGGAGUUGAUGCCGGGGUAAAAAAAAAGAAAAAAGGUAAAAAAAAAAAAAAAAAAAAAAAAAAACUGCUCGUGUUGUGUAAUAACCCUCACUACCAGAGAUAAAAGUUAUGUUCACCGUUCCCCGUGCUAUCUGCAGUGUCGCCAGAGUCCAACUCUAGCGCCAGCCCAGUGGUGUAUAGCUUUAAUAAGAAGGCAGAUGAGACGAUCUAUCCAGUGGUAGUCCCCCACUGUCCCGAUUACUGGCUAGGUCCUCGGCGCAGUAACACGGUGUUUCCACCUGUGUGAAGGCAACUCCACUCUGUUACACACGCUGUAGGAGUCACCGCUGUUAAGGGGCUCUCUGGACGGCGAUUUAUAAUACAUAAAAUAUGAACUGCAGAGAGCCGAGCUGUUCUCUCGCCAACUUAUCGACUCGAUUGCCGUGUCAGUUAUAAUACUAUAGGCGCACUGGAAUUUUUUGUUCAACCUUAAUUACUUCUGGAGAUGCUGUAAUCAAAAAGCGUCGCAUGAUAAUUGUCAGUAUCAAAGUGUGUGUGUUUGUUUGUCGGCGUGUGUCACUGUCUUCUCUCUGUCACAUUCUCUCGGAUCAGUUUGUUCCGACUUCGGUUCUAACCAGUUUGUGGAUUUAUUGCUACGGAAGAAGAGGAGGAAGAAGACUUUGUAACAGGAAAUUCCUUCUUGGAUUUCGAUAACAAGUUUGUCGCUAAAGGUCAACGAGUGUGUAAAAUACCCAAGUGUCACCAAAAGGCCAAACUCGACUGACGGCGAAUUGUGUUCCUUCGCUCUCCGGUUUCUUGGAUAGGUGUCGAUUUUAUACGACGAGGACGAGAGGGAUACGUUGUCACCACCACCACCGCCAACACCCGCUCAAGCUUUGGAUAUAAGUUUACAAAACAUCGUCCUCACCAAGAAGAUUAAGCUAGAAUAAGCGAAUGAAAUCUAGGAGAAACAACGAGGACACUGCCGAGCCCUGUAAGCACCGGCCACUACAAGACACGGGUCCGGAGCUGACGAUUACAGACUUGGGUGAAGAAGGAUAGCAUUAAAGAAAAGCUUUGAAGACUUUUCCAGAUAUAUAUUUAUAUACUCCGGGUGCUUUGGAUUUUUGGUGCGUGCAGGACUUUGUUUUCCAAUAUACAUCUGGUGCGUCAGAUAAUUCAGCAUCGAGAAUUUCCAACACACUUUGUAGGUGCAUCUGGGUUCAAACGACGUUUCGGAAAUAAGAAUUUUCCAACUCUUCGCGUUCAAAUAUACCCUUGGUGCAACAGAUUGUUUCAAAUAUACGUCUGGUGCAACACUGUUUCAGAUAUACUCUACGUGUAUCAGACUGUUUCAACAUUUGGUGGGUGCGUCAAGACUUUUACCAGCGUACUCCGGGUGCGUCAAGACUUUUUACCAGCGUACUCCGGGUGCGUCGACAUUACCAGCGUACUCCGGGUGCGUCAAGAUUUUUCCAGCGUACUCCGGGUGGUAGCUUGCUCGGGAUUGAACGAGGCUUGCACUGUGACCGCUCUAAGAGGGUUAUUGUUGCUGUUGCUGCCGCCGCUACUGCUGCUGAGGCAUUUGGUGGGGGUAUGGUGUCCACUUCGGUUCACUGAUCCUGGCUAAUGGAUUGUACACUUACCACACAUGGUAUUGUCCUGCGGCGCACUCCCCCGUCCAGGACGCAUCUCGGACUGACAUGAGCGCCAGUCUGGCUCUUCCCCUGUUUACUGGACCGCUGUCUCUACCGCCGUACCCCACCCUACCCAGGCAACGCCGGCACCCUUAUGACGUCACAUCCCACGUGUGCAGCUGUCUACGCCGGUCAACGUCUCAGGUGUGUGAAUAUAUCAAAGAUUGUACGUUGUGUGUUCAUUGUGGCAUUGCUCAUGCAUUCGUGUGUAGCCUACCCACGGAUAGAAGAACAGAGGGGUGACACCCCGGGGGCCGUGUACUUCAGGACAAGGUUCUGCAAGCCUCUCAGUGAGGAGGAUCUCGAGAGACUUAUGGGUUCCGCCUACGACAGGUCCCGGAUGACCAACAACGAGGAGGAAGCCAAGAGGAGUUUCGUAAAGGACGACUCGGACAUUGACUCGGACCGACUGUCCCACAGAGAUGCGGACAGUAGUUUACAGGGAGACGAUCCGAACGCGGGGUAUGUAGAUAGCUACGGGGAACACGACGAUGGAUAUCCUCCUGACCAUUCCCGGGGAAAACAAUUUGACAGAGACUUCCAUUCGGAUUCGUUCCAUAGUAAAUAUCAGACUAACAGAAAAAAAUAUCAGUUCAUGAGGAAGAAACGAGACGUUCUGGACGAUGAUAGCUUAUUGCAUCUCAAACUCUUACUCAGCGAGGGCAGGAGUAGAAAGAAACUUAGAAAACAGUUAAAGAAAAAACUCAAGCAGGAAAUUAGAAAAUCAAACAUUUUAAAUAAAAAGCCUCCGUGGGAGUGCGAGAUGAAUGAAGCGUUCGUAAAGAAAGAAGGCUUCUUUCCUCGCUAUGUGCGGAGCGGUAGGUGCAAGACGGACAAAUGUUUUUACAAGCUAUACAACUGUGAACCACAAUUAUACGGAAUUAAACUCUUGCAAAGGGACCCACAUCAGUGCAACCCAGUUCCCACGAUAGGGUCAAACACCACAUACGAAGAGAAAUGGAUCUUCAUAAAACAUACUGUGACCGUCGGCUGUAACUGUGUUCGCAAAGAGAAGCCAAAACGACGGCGUAGACAUUAGCGCCCUGACAGUUUUGUUGUGUCCGAAACACACACACACACACACCCCAUAGCAUUUUCAAAGUUCUCAAUAUUGUUUGUUUUCUGCUUGUUUUGUUACAUUUUGACUGACGAGACAGCCAUGACCAGACGGAACCAUGCUAAUACGGUUCUCCAGUUUAUCGGGUAGUCCAUGAAGUGCGACAGUUAUGAACAGUCUGAUGAAAUUCAGAAAUAGCUGCAACAUUUCAGUGGUUCAUAUAGGGGUACACCGGGGAGAUACUUUUUCUCCUUACUUGUUAAUGUUUGUUACUGAAGUCCGAAGAGGAACAUGUAUGUAUGUAUGAAUAUGAAUUAUUAUUUAUGGUAUAUGUAUUUAAAGUCAUUAAAUUAAUAAUUGUUGCCUA
Molecule: messenger RNA, 3801 nt
Organism: Gigantopelta aegis
Lineage: Eukaryota; Metazoa; Mollusca; Gastropoda; Neomphalida; Peltospiridae
Exons: 4
Coding region: 2472-3416 (314 amino acids)
Source: RefSeq, a predicted model, not a curated record